AUGGAAUUAAGUGGGAUUCUCAACACUGAAGAUCCAGUUCAUAUGUUAACACUUCAUCUGGUAUACAUUCCAAGAAUCAACAGAGCUCUUUCAGAAUUAAUGGAAGCUUUCAACCACCAUGCAGUGCGUACAGAGAGAAACUGGACACCAUAUCAGAUGUGGGUAAAUGGGAUGAUGCAUGUCGACAAUCCACUGAGCCAGGGAGAGUUGGAUGAAAAUCCAGAUGACAUUGAAUUUUAUGGUUAUGACCCAGAUGGGCCGUCUACUCAAGAGGAAUCAAAUAACGUUGUCAUUGUUGAGCCCAUUGUUGUGAAUGCAGACAGGCAUAUAAUAGAGGCUUUUGUUCUGGAGAGGAUUGAUCCACUACGAAAUUCAACUGAAUUUGGGAUCGAUAUAUACAGAGAAGCUCUGGAACUGGUUAUCUUUAAAAUUAAUGAACUAAUUUCUUUGAAUUAA
This is a messenger RNA of Paramuricea clavata, 456 nucleotides long. NCBI's taxonomy places the organism in Eukaryota, Metazoa, Cnidaria, Anthozoa, Malacalcyonacea, Plexauridae. The record is from the annotation of a GenBank genome assembly.